Molecule: messenger RNA, 836 nt
Organism: Haliotis rufescens (red abalone)
Lineage: Eukaryota; Metazoa; Mollusca; Gastropoda; Lepetellida; Haliotidae
Exons: 4
Coding region: 124-729 (201 amino acids)
Source: RefSeq, a predicted model, not a curated record
UUGCUGACAUAACGAGAUUCCUGGAGCGUUGCGGGAUAUUUUCAUCAUCGAUUUGAAAACCGUUCUUUGAAGAUAUUCUAAUACCAGAACGUAAUCAGUAUAUUACAUAGGAUCCGUGUUACUAUGGCGUCCUUGACCUUUGCCUGUGUAACUGUGAUCUGUCUUCAGCUGACGCAAGCGACAUCGACAACAACAUUGAGAAGUACGAUCCCGUCACCAGCAGCAACUGUAACCACACCACCGCGAAUAACGACAGCAUCUCCCACGACGCCAGAUAUGGCUACAUCAAGAACUACGACUAUAUCGACCACAACAUCGGAGAAUCUGGCAGCACACUCUUCAUCAACGUCACGCAUGCCUAAUAAUUCAACUCAAGAUAAUACAGAGACUGGUGGCAUCGAUGACGCUCUUCUCAUCACCUUGUUCUUAGUGACCGUCGUCGUCAUUGUCAUCGUAAUAUGUAUAACAGCAGUUAUCAUCACUCUCAUCAGGAGACAAAGGAACAGGAACUCGAAGGACAAUCCUCCAGAACCUCGCUACGCCAGCUUUGUGCCUCCAGAUGAAGCAGAGGGCUACCGAACUCUUGAUCGUGCUGUGUGCAAGAAUGAAUUCCUACAUCUUGAGGAACGCAAUACUUGUGAAACAGAAGCUGAACCACACUGUGAUAGACUGGAGAUCGAGUUGACAGAAGAUGAUUACACAACCAUUGACGGGGUUGCAGCAGUGUAGUAUAUCCAGUGAAUGGUAGCGAAGGGAUGGGGCUUCCAUUCCGGACGGCAACUGUUGAUUUGUUUGUUUAUUUGUUUGUUUGUUGUUUAACGCCACACCCAGCAAUA